Messenger RNA from Vitis vinifera (wine grape), 1246 nucleotides. RefSeq names its product pentatricopeptide repeat-containing protein At4g38150. The record is from RefSeq and is a predicted model, not a curated record. Lineage: Eukaryota; Viridiplantae; Streptophyta; Magnoliopsida; Vitales; Vitaceae. Gene Ontology annotation, molecular function: protein binding. Bases 120 to 1043 code for a protein of 307 amino acids. The transcript has a single exon.
AGCCAUACAAGCUAAAAAAAAAACCGCGAGACACAGGAAUAGCCAGUCGCCUUGAGAGACACACAAGAAUCGCCUAUCGUCUUUUUCUCACGAGUUUUGCAGUGAAGUAGAAUAUAGCUAUGGCAGGGAGAGCGAUAAGUCGAUCCUGUGUUCUCUCUAACGCUCCUUGCUGCUAUAUCUUCCGCAUGCAUUUUCAGGCGUUUUCUAGGUUCUCAUCAUCGAUACCAUUGAUAAACACUAGUUAUUCAGGUUGUGGAAACCAGAGAAUGUCUAAUCCGAGGGUACUAUUAAGGAACAGAGGCUGGGGAAGGUUAUUUAACACUGGUGUCAACUCCACCGACAGGAGCAGCACUAAAAUCAACUUCUCUCCCUCCGACUCCGACUCCGACUCGGAGACGAUGAUAAAGAAGACCAAGCACGAAAUAGACAAGAGCAAACUACCACCUCCAUACGAUCCGUUCAGCAAGAAACUCGCGAUAGAGGAGCCCAAAGACCCCAAAGACCUACAAGAUAUAUUCCACAAAAUGAGGACUGAGGGGUUGGUUCCCAACGCCGUCAAGAUGUUCGACGCAUUGUCCAAGGAUGGGCUCACCCAUGAAGCCAUGGAGCUGUUCGCUCAGAUUAAGGACCACGGCCACAUGCCCGACGUGGUGGCGCACACCGCCGUCAUUGAGGCCUAUGCCAAUGCCGGACAGAGCAAGGAGGCUGUGAAGGUGUACAUGCGAAUGCUGACCUCCGGUGUCAUGCCCAAUGCCUACACCUACAGCGUUCUUAUCAAGGGACUUGCUGGGGACGCCAAACUGGGGGAGGCCAAGAAGUAUGUCCUUGAGAUGAUGGGCAAGGGAAUGCGCCCUAAUGCUGGGACCUACACGGCACUGUUCGAGGGGUUCGCCAAAGAGCAAAAGGUGGAGGAGGGGAGAGAGUUUCUGGAGCAGAUGAAGGCCAAGGGAUUCACACCCGAUGAGAAGGCUGUCAGGGAGAUUCUUAAGAAUAGAAGGGGCCAAGUGUUCAGAAGCAUCAUGGACAUUCUGUUUGGCAAGUAGACUGAUUUUGUAGUCCAAAUUUGUUUUUUGACUCAUGGGUAUGGUAAGUGUUUGGCAAACAGACUGAUUUUGUAGUCCAAAUUUGUAUUCGACUCAUGGGCUAUGGUCGGUUAAGCUGUGUUGUGUGGUCCUCCAUGCCCGUUUCUCUGUUAUAUUUUCUAAUAUUCUCUCUGAUGCAGCCUGCAUCUUGGUAUUUUGUUUAA